UCGUACGAAGCGCACGCUGGCCAGCUCUGGAAGCCUGUUCAGGUGCAGACCUUCUUUGCCGAGCAGCGCUAUGUUCGCUACUUCAUCCAGGAGAAAGAGCAGGGGAACAAGGAGCCAGGGCGGGAGGAGGACGAGCAGGGAGCAGCAGAAGAGGAGGAUGGCUGCAAGCAGACGCUAGCCCGCCUCUCGCACGAGUGGCAGGCCCUGGAGCGGGAGGAGAGCAAGGCUAUGGAGCACAUGGCUGAGGAGGCCUCCGCGAAGGACCGUACGGGCUGGUUCAAGCGCACGCAGUGGGACGAGCACCUGCAGGCCUACCCUAGCUGGCGCCUGCUCGCGUACGCGAUCCGGAUGCCGGGCAAGGAGGAGCCACAGCUGCAGCGCGCCGUGCAGCUGGUGGAGGAGCUGGUGGAGGACGCCGUACAGGGGCUCAGCACCCUCUCCCUGGAGACGCUACGCUGGCUGCGCAGCGCCCAGGCCCAGGAGAUCAACGUGCGGCCCUUCAGCUGCAUGCAGAACCCAAGCAGCCAGCACCGGGCAGCUAAGCUGUGGGCCCGGCUCAUCUGCUACUGCCUCCGUACGGUGGCGGCCGAGGCAGCUGAGGCAGAGGGGGAGGUGAGCACGCUGGGAGCCAUUGGCCGCCUCUUCCCCUGGCACGGCAAGCAGAAGCUGGCUGCCACCAGGCUGUGGGAGCUCUUGAACAGCAACAGCAGCGACAGCAGCAGCAGCAGCAGCACGCAGCCGCAUCUACCAUAUCAACAAAGAAACCUUCCUACCAGCCUUUAA
Messenger RNA from Didymella exigua CBS 183.55, 783 nucleotides. RefSeq lists its product as uncharacterized. The transcript has 2 exons. The annotation marks the transcript as partial. The record is from RefSeq and is a predicted model, not a curated record. NCBI's taxonomy places the organism in Eukaryota, Fungi, Ascomycota, Dothideomycetes, Pleosporales, Didymellaceae.